GUCACUUUCAAGCGCCGUCGCCAUUCACCGGUCAGCGUGUGUGUGUCCCUCAGUCUGGUGACCUACUCGGUUCGUCGUUUGGAUCUCCCGUUGUUGAUUCAUAUCUGUCAGCAUGUACCGCUGUCUCGGCCUGGCUCGGUUCGUCCUCGGUUCCGCUCACAGGACCAACUUACGGUUAAUGCCUUGUGCUCGAGGACUGAGCAGUCUAAAUGUCUCGGGAGACCUUCAAGUUAGACAGCAGGAGAGGUGGAGCAGCCGGCCCACUGUGUGGAGGUCUCAGUGGUCCUCUCUGAACUUCAGCCAGCAGUCUCAUUACAGCACCCAGGAAGUGGAAAAGGAGCCAGAGGAGGAACCUCUACACACAAUCAUCAGUGAUACGGAGUCUGUGCAAGGUAGCUCCUUUAAACAUGAAUUUCAGGCUGAAACAAAGAAACUUCUGGACAUUGUUGCCAGGUCUUUGUACUCGGAGAAAGAGGUUUUCAUCAGGGAGCUGAUCUCUAACGGGAGUGACGCCCUGGAAAAGCUGCGGCACAAAAUGAUCACAGCCGGCGGGGAAACAGCUCCAAUGGAAAUCCACCUGCAGACUGAUGGUGCUAAAGGAACCUUUACCAUUCAGGAUACAGGGGUUGGUAUGAACGAAGAGGAGCUGGUGGCCAACCUGGGUACCAUCGCCCGCUCUGGAUCCAAGGCGUUUCUAGAUGCCCUGCAGAACCAGGCAGAGGCUAGCAGCACCAUUAUUGGUCAGUUUGGUGUAGGUUUCUACUCCGCCUUCAUGGUGGCUGACCGUGUGGAUGUCUUCUCCCGCUCUGCAGAGCCGGACGCCCCUGGAUACAAGUGGUCCUCUGAUGGCUCUGGAGUGUUUGAGAUUGUUGAAGCCAGCGGUGUUCAGCAGGGAACCAAAAUCGUGCUGCACCUCAAAGACGACUGUAAGGAGUUUUCCUCUGAGGACAGAGUUAAAGAGGUUGUGACAAAGUACAGCAACUUUGUAAGUUUUCCCAUCUUCCUGAAUGGACGGAGGCUCAACACUCUGCAGGCCUUGUGGAUGAUGGAGCCUAAAGAAAUCAGUGACUGGCAGCACGAGGAGUUCUACCGCUAUAUCGCCCAGGCCUACGACAGGCCACGCUACACGCUGCACUACCGUGCAGACGCCCCGCUCAACAUCCGCAGUAUCUUUUACGUCCCUGAUGCGAAACCGAGCAUGUUUGACGUGAGCAGAGAGAUGGGGUCCAGCGUGGCUCUGUACAGCAGGAAGGUCCUGAUCCAGACCAAAGCCACAGACAUCCUGCCCAAGUGGCUGCGCUUCCUACGAGGUGUGGUGGACAGCGAAGAUAUCCCUCUGAACCUGAGUAGAGAACUGCUGCAGGAGAGCGCCCUCAUCAGUAAGCUUCGAAACGUUCUGCAGCAGCGAGUGAUCCGCUUCCUUCUGGACCAAAGCAAGAAGGACCCGGAGAAGUACAACAAGUUCUUUGAGGACUACGGGCUCUUCAUGAGGGAGGGCAUCGUUACCACCCAGGAACAGGAUGUAAAGGAGGACAUCGCAAAACUGCUGAGGUUUGAGUCGUCAGCUCUGCCGGCCGGCCAGCAGACUAACCUGAUGGAGUAUGGAUCCCGCAUGAAGGCCGGCACACGCAACAUCAACUACCUGUGUGCCCCUAAUCGCCAUCUGGCAGAGCAUUCGCCUUAUUUUGAGGCCAUGAAGAAGAAAGACAUGGAGGUCCUGUUCUGCUAUGAGCAGUUUGACGAGCUGACCCUGCUUCACCUCAGGGAGUUUGACAAGAAGAAGCUGAUCUCAGUUGAGACAGACAUCGUGGUGGAUCACUACAAGGAGGAGAAGUUCGAGGACAGCAAGCCAGCAUCUGAGCGGCUGACGCAGGAGCAGGCGGAUGACCUGAUGGCCUGGAUGAAGAACGCUUUGGGUCCCAGAGUCACCAACAUAAAGCUGACUCCUCGGCUCGAUACUCACCCCGCCAUGAUCACGGUGCUGGAAAUGGGCGCAGCCCGCCACUUCCUCCGAACCCAGCAGCUCGCCCGCACUGCCGAGGAGAGGGCCCAGAUCCUGCGGCCUACUCUAGAGAUCAACGCAGGACAUGAUCUGAUCAAGAAGCUGUAUGCGCUGAAGGACACGAACUUGGACCUGGCUGGAUUGUUACUGGAGCAGAUCUACGACAACGCCAUGAUUGCAGCCGGCUUGAACGAUGACCCACGGCCCAUGAUUUCCCGCCUCAAUGAGCUCCUGGCCAAAGCUUUGGAGAAGCACUGACACCUCAGACUGAUUUCAGAUUGGACAUUAGUGGCCUGCAGCAUGAAGGCUGAGGGAGACAGGAAUAUCUGUCUCGUUUGGAAGAUCAAUUCCAACAUAUUUGAGUGCUUUGUUGCUGCAGAAGUUGGCGUUUGAGAGGUUUGAAGACAAACUUCCUGAUUUAUUUUUUAUGGACUCCCAUUCCUUUAAUGUCUGGGGGGGUGUUUGAAAGUUGUUCUAAGUCUCCAAACAUUUCAAAAUCCUGAAAAACGACUGCAUAUAGGAUUAUGGAGGGAUGGUACCCGAGCUGUUUCUGUUAUUUAAGUGGAAAAUACAAACUCAGUGAAAUAAAAAAAAAAAGUAAACCCAGAGAUCUUGGAAUAAACACAAUUUUACUGCAUUGAAACUGUCUCUGCUGUGGCUGUCAACAACACCAGAAACUUUAUCCUGUAUCCAGUCUCUCAGACACAGCGAAGUAGUUCUCAGCAGCUUUUGGGUCAGCGUUCCAGCGCUGUCAGUCCAUUUAAACCACAUCAGGGUGCUCCGAGUCAUUACACCUACAGAGAAGGCUUCAUUUCCCCUUUGGUGAGCCAUUCAGUUCUCACCUCCUGACUGGCAAAGAGCAUCUGAUCAAGUCUGGAACGUCAGCUUGUCGAUGUUGGCUAAGAAGCGCUGGGCCCACCAUUCAUCCAGAUCGAUGGGCACAAAGCCUGAAAAGGAAGGAAACAAAGAUUGGGAGCAUCGGUAUAAAAUAAAAUCUGCAGAUAAUCUUGUGAUUUAUUCUUAACAAAAGAUGAAUACUUUAUUAAAUCGUCCUAUCUUGAUUGGAAUGCAAAACAUUUGAAAGUAUUUAGUUUUUCCUAGAUUUACUGGUGCAUGUAAAGCCCUUCUAACCCGUGAUGUUUGGAACACUUCCCUCUAGUGGUCACAAUGAGAAGUUACAUCACAAGUUAAAUACUGCUUGUUUGUUACUCUUAAAAAUCUGAUCCAAUAAAUUGUCAAAACAUG
Molecule: messenger RNA, 3247 nt
Organism: Girardinichthys multiradiatus
Lineage: Eukaryota; Metazoa; Chordata; Actinopteri; Cyprinodontiformes; Goodeidae
Product: heat shock protein 75 kDa, mitochondrial-like
Exons: 18
Coding region: 113-2260 (715 amino acids)
Biological process (GO): protein folding
Cellular component (GO): mitochondrial inner membrane
Molecular function (GO): ATP binding; ATP-dependent protein folding chaperone; protein kinase binding
Source: RefSeq, a predicted model, not a curated record